AUGGCUCUCUGUGCAUUUGCAUUCCCCGGGAAUUUGAGCAUGGCAGUGGGUGCAGAACCUUAAAGGCACACAAGUUUAUGGUCUCACUGGCUCCAUGAAACAGAUCCGCAGUGUCAAGUUUAUUGCAAGAAUAGGCAGGUAAGGAAGAGGGCAGCUGAGGUCUGUGCAACCUUAUCCGAGAGAGGGGAGUAUCAUUCACAGAGGCCACCUACUCCUCUCUUGGACACUAUCAACUAUCCUAUUCACAUGAAAAAUCUGUCGACUAAGGAACUGAAACAACUUGCAGAUGAGUUACGGUCUGAUGUUAUAUUCAACGUUUCAAAGACGGGAGGUCAUCUUGGCUCGAGCCUUGGUGUUAUUGAGCUCACCGUGGCUCUUCAUUACGUAUUUAAUGCUCCUCGAGAUAGAAUACUUUGGGAUGUUGGUCACCAGUCAUAUCCACAUAAGAUUUUGACUGGUAGAAGAGACAAGAUGCAUACAUUGAGACAGACAAAUGGUCUGUCUGGUUUUACUAAGCGCUCUGAGAGUGAUUAUGAUUGCUUUGGUACCGGCCACAGUUCGACAACUAUCUCAGCAGGCCUAGGAAUGGCUGUUGGAAGGGAUCUAAAAGGAAGAAACAACAAUGUAGUAGCUGUAAUAGGUGAUGGUGCGAUGACAGCAGGUCAGGCUUAUGAAGCAAUGAACAAUGCUGGAUACCUCGACUCUGACAUGAUUGUUAUUCUUAAUGACAACAAACAAGUCUCGUUACCCACUGCCAAUCUAGACGGCCCAAUUCCUCCUGUUGGAGCUUUAAGUAGUGCCCUGAGUAGGUUGCAGUCCAACGAGCCACUUAGAGAACUAAGAGAAGUUGCCAAGGGAGUUACUAAACAGAUAGGUGGGCCCAUGCAUGAUCUUGCAGUAAAAGUUGAUGAAUAUGCUCGUGGCUUGAUCAGCGGUUCUGGAUCUGCAUUAUUUGAAGAGCUGGGACUUUAUUACAUUGGUCCUGUUGAUGGCCACAAUAUUGAUGAUCUAAUUGCUAUUCUUAAAGAAGUUAAGAGUACUGAAACAACAGGUCCAGUGUUAAUCCACGUUGUCACCGAGAAAGGCAGAGGUUAUCCAUACGCUGAGAAAGCUGCAGACAAGUACCAUGGUGUCACUAAGUUUGAUCCAGCAACUGGAAAACAAUUUAAAUCCAAUGCCCUGACUCAGACAUACACAACUUACUUUGCAGAGGCUCUGAUAGCAGAAGCGGAAGCUGACGAGGACAUUGUUGCAAUCCACGCAGCAAUGGGAGGUGGGACGGGUUUGAACCUUUUCUCGCGUCACUUCCCAACGAGGUGUUUUGAUGUCGGUAUAGCAGAACAGCAUGCCGUAACUUUUGCUGCGGGUUUGGCCUGCGAAGGCCUUAAACCUUUUUGUGCAAUCUACUCAUCCUUCAUGCAAAGGGCUUAUGACCAGGUAGUACAUGAUGUGGAUUUGCAGAAGCUACCCGUGAGGUUUGCUUUGGACAGAGCUAGCUUAGUUGGAGCGGACGGUCCUACACACUGUGGGGCGUUUGAUGUUACUUUUAUGGCAUGCCUUCCAAACAUGGUGGUGAUGGCUCCUUCUGAUGAGGCCGAGCUAUUUCACAUGGUUGCAACUGCGGCUGCUAUUGAUGAUAGACCAAGCUGUUUCCGCUAUCCAAGAGGAAACGGGGAGGGCGUAGAGCUGCCCCCAGGAAACAAAGGCAUUCCUCUCGAGGUUGGAAAGGGCCGGAUAUUGAUUGAAGGAGAGAGAGUGGCUCUUUUGGGGUAUGGAUCAGCCGUUCAAAGCUGUUUGGCUGCUGCUGCCUUAGUAGAACCUCAUGGUUUACGGUUAACUGUUGCAGAUGCACGCUUCUGCAAGCCAUUAGAUCAUGCUCUUGUACGCAGCUUGGCGAAAUCACAUGAGAUAUUGAUCACCGUGGAGGAAGGGUCAAUUGGCGGUUUUGGAUCUCACGUCGCUCAGUUCAUGGCCCUGGAUGGAGUUCUUGAUGGAAAUUUGAAGUGGAGGCCACUGGUUCUUGCAGAUCGGUACAUUGACCAUGGAUCCCGGGCCGAUCAACUGGUGGAAGCAGGGCUUACACCAUCUCAUAUUGCGGCAACAGUCUUUAAUGUACUUGGGAAAGCUCGAGAGGCUUUGGAGAUUAUGUCCGAGGUCUACAAAUUGUAUAAAUCGAAUGCUUCGUGAUUGUUUCAAGUGUAAAUCAUAGUCAUAGGAUGAUAAAGACAGAAUGUUUCGAAGAAUUAUAAGACAGUAUCAAGAUAGAACAACCAAUUCUUCGUGAAUAUUCCGAUUCAAUGCCAAAGAGUUUCAGUCUUAGCAUAUUAUUGCUUAGGAAUAUUAUGUUGAUGGACACAUUACAGGCACCCCGCUUGAAUAUAUGAACAAAUUAAUUUUCU
Messenger RNA from Olea europaea var. sylvestris, 2399 nucleotides. Its product is annotated as probable 1-deoxy-D-xylulose-5-phosphate synthase, chloroplastic. NCBI's taxonomy places the organism in Eukaryota, Viridiplantae, Streptophyta, Magnoliopsida, Lamiales, Oleaceae. Gene Ontology annotation, biological process: terpenoid biosynthetic process; chlorophyll biosynthetic process. The transcript has 10 exons. Gene Ontology annotation, molecular function: 1-deoxy-D-xylulose-5-phosphate synthase activity. Bases 247 to 2187 code for a protein of 646 amino acids. Gene Ontology annotation, cellular component: chloroplast. The record is from RefSeq and is a predicted model, not a curated record.